AUGAAAGUUUAUUGUGGACUAGACUGCCCCUUUAAAGCUAUAUAUUGACAUGGAGGAGUAAAUCAACUAGGCGGUGUUUUUGUGAAUGGUCGACCCCUUCCUGAUGUAGUCCGGCAAAGAAUUGUAGAACUUGCUCAUCAAGGUGUAAGACCGUGUGACAUCUCCCGGCAGCUACGGGUCAGCCAUGGAUGUGUCAGCAAAAUUCUUGGCAGAUACUAUGAAACUGGAAGUAUUAAACCUGGUGUAAUUGGAGGAUCGAAGCCAAAGGUUGCAACACCCAAAGUGGUGGACAAAAUUGCAGAAUAUAAGCGCCAAAAUCCCACCAUGUUUGCAUGGGAAAUCAGGGACAGACUAUUAGCAGAACGGGUGUGUGAUAAUGAUACUGUGCCAAGCGUUAGCUCCAUAAACAGGAUCAUCAGAACAAAAGUCCAACAGCCAACAAACCAGCAAGUUCCACCGUCCAAUCACAGCAUAGCUUCUACAGGAUCAGUGACUCAGGUCUCCUCAGUAAGUACAGACUCUGCAGGAUCCUCUUACUCAAUUAGUGGAAUUCUGGGAAUUACAUCAUCUAAUGCUGAGACCAACAAACGCAAAAGAGAUGAAGGUAUUCAGGAGUCCCCCUUACCAAAUGGCCAUUCACUUCCUGGAAGAGAUUUUCUUCGGAAACAGAUGCGAGGCGACCUUUUCACACAGCAACAAUUGGAAGUGUUAGAUCGAGUAUUCGAGAGGCAGCAUUAUACGGAUAUCUUUACAACUGAACCUAUCAAACCAGAGCAGCAGGUCCGUUGGCUCCCACGUUUGGAACAGGUUGAGUUUUCCGGCAGCUCUGCAACUCAGUGGCGCGAUUUUCGACUUGCUCUUCAUCAUGAGCCCCACAGCCGAACCUCGACAGCAGACUACUCAGCCAUGGCUUCACUAACUGGUGGUUUGGACGAAAUGAAAUCCAGCUUAACAAAUCCACCUUCAGCAGAAAUAGGAGGAGCUGUUCCUGGCCCACAGACAUAUCCUAUUGUAACAGGUCGUGAUUUGGCAAGCACAACCCUCCCUGGAUACCCUCCGCAUGUCCCCCCUGCCGGACAGGGCAGCUAUUCUGCUCCAACGCUGACAGGAAUGGUGCCGGGAAGUGAUUUCUCUGGGAGCCCAUACAGUCAUCCACAGUAUUCAUCAUACAAUGAUUCCUGGAGAUUCCCUAACACUGGAUUAUUAGGUUCCCCAUACUAUUACAGUGCUCGAGGUACAGCGCCGCCAACUGCUGCCACCGCUUAUGACCGCCACUGA
This is a messenger RNA of Bombina bombina (fire-bellied toad), 1278 nucleotides long. It is a transcript of the gene PAX5, whose product is annotated as paired box 5. Gene Ontology annotation, biological process: anatomical structure development; regulation of transcription by RNA polymerase II. The record is from RefSeq and is a predicted model, not a curated record. NCBI's taxonomy places the organism in Eukaryota, Metazoa, Chordata, Amphibia, Anura, Bombinatoridae. The transcript is spliced from 11 exons. Gene Ontology annotation, molecular function: RNA polymerase II cis-regulatory region sequence-specific DNA binding; DNA-binding transcription factor activity, RNA polymerase II-specific.